Molecule: messenger RNA, 1116 nt
Organism: Seminavis robusta
Lineage: Eukaryota; Bacillariophyta; Bacillariophyceae; Naviculales; Naviculaceae
Source: the annotation of a GenBank genome assembly
AUGAGGGCUCUUCAGAUGGUGGUGUUGAGGGAUUUGGUGUUGGCAGUGAAGAGGGAGGGAUUGAUGGGGUUUCUGAUGGGUGUGGGGUUGGGACUGGAGAAGGUGGGGUACUGGGAACAUCACUUGGUGGGCUUGAGGGAACAGGUGAUGGAUCAGUUGUGGGAUCUCACUUGGGGUGGAAUCGAAGGAAACGUCGAAGGCUCUUCUGAGGGAGUUUCUGAUGGAGUUGGAGUUGGUGGCGAUGGAGGAGUUGAAGGCGUCUCUGAUGGAUUUGGAGUUGGGAUUGGUGUUGGUAGUGUACUAGGUUUUUCACUAGGUGGGCUUGAAGGUACAGGUGAUGGAUUCAAAGAGGGAGUAUCACUAGGGGGCUCACUUGGGAUAGGUGUAGGCGGUGUGGUGGGAACUGGAGAAGGGACAUUUGAUGGAAUAACAGAUGGCGUUUCUGAUGGACUUGGUGUUGGAAGCGUCGAUGGUAUUUCACUGGGGGUCUCACUAGGAUUUGGGGUGGGUGGGAUGGUAGGUGGUCUACUUGGUGGAGUCGAUGGGAUUUCAGAUGGGGGUUCAGAAGGAUCCGGUGUUGGAGGUGAUGUCGGAGGAUUUGAUGGGGACUCUGAUGGACUAGGUGUUGGGAGAGUACUGGGAACAUCACUUGGUGGACUCGAAGGAACAGGUGAUGGAACAGUAGAGGGAGUCUCACUUGGGGCCUCACUGGGGCUAGGCGUUGGUGGUGUGGUGGGAAUAGGAGAAGGAACACUAGAAGGAACAACAGAAGGAGUCUCUGAUGGACUUGGUGUUGGCAGUGUUGAUGGUGUGUCACUGGGGGUCUCACUUGGAAUUGGAGUGGGUGGGAUGGUAGGUGGUUCACUCGGGUUAGUCGAUGGCACAUCGGAUGGUGGUAUUGAUGGUGGGGUUGAUGGUUGGGAGGAUGGAGGAGUCGAUGGGGUCUGUGAUGGGUAUGGUGUUGGGAUUGGUGUAGGAAGAGUACUGGGAACAUCACUGGGUGGACUCGAAGGAACAGGUGAUGGAAUAUCACUUGGUGGGCUGGAGGGAAUUGGUGAUGGGUCGGUUGUGGGAGUCUCACUUGGUACCUCGCUAGGACUGGGAGUGGGUAUAUAA